AUGAACUUUCUCCAGGUGCCGAUCUUUAGCCUAGUGCCCCAAGUCGACAGCAAGUUCGUCUGGCUGACAAUCAAAGGAUGGCUCGGUCCAAGAAGCCGAACCGUGCAUAUGGAAGAAACAAACCCUGCGCGCAACCCAUUUAAAAGGGGGGAAAAAAAGAAGCGGCCUGGGCAGCUGGGAGGGAGAAACCCUCUGAAGUGCCCGGGGGGCCGUGUCCAGCGCACAAGGCUGCAGCAGGGAAGCCAUCCGCGGGGACCGCGCGUUCCGGGGACUCCUCAGGGAGCUGGGAAGAGAGCGAGUGCUCCGCCCGCCGGGUGCGCACGCCCGAGAAGGGACGGCUUCCAAGCGCCCUCCGCGCUCGCCUCCAACGCUCCCAAAAGCAAACAAAAAGCCAGGCCGGGCCGGGUCGGGCAGGGCGUGGGCUCCCGCGUCUCGGGCCUCCGGGGCCGCCCGUGGCACCCUGCCCUGGGCCCCGGAGGCGGCAGCUGGGCGCCCCGGCACUUCCCGGGGGGCGGAUGGCUCGCGUCCUCCUCCCGGGAUCCACCUCCUCCCACCCCUCCUCCUGCCCCUCCCCUCCCCCGGAGACGCCCGGGGCCGAAGCCAGUCACCGGGUCCCGGAGGGGGGAGGCCAGCCAGGGAGGCCGCCUAGACGCCCGGACACCCCGAGGAUCCUGCGAGCGCUCUUCCCGGGAGCGAUGGCUCGGGGGCGCGGGGACAGGGCGGGGGCAGGGGGAUGGUGGCCCCUUUCUGCAGCGGGCGGGACACGACGUGGGGCUUCCAGAUAAGGGAGUGUCCCCUCCCGCCCCGCUGCAAGGUGGCUUCCCCGGGGGCGCAGGGACCGUCUGCCACCGGUCUUGCGCUCAGGGCUCGGCUUGGAGCUGCAAGGGCGACUUAAGCGCGCUAGCGGGUCUGAGCGGCGGCGGUGCUGGAUGCGCGCUCGGCCCCCUGCGGCUGCCGGCCCCAGCCCCGCCGCCGCCGUCGCACACCCGGCUCCCGGGCCUGCUGGACUCAGACCCGGGGGCCGGUGCGCGCCGCCCCGCCCCGCCCCGCCUCCCAACAUAUCCCGCUGCAAACCACCCAAUCCUGAGGCGCCGGGAGGGACGCGGGCCAAUCCGGGGCUCCCGGCUCCUGCGCCCUCCGCCCCCCCUCUCGGCUUCCCCGUCCCGCCCAGCCCCCUCUCGGGAGGUGGCUCUCCAGCUCAGAUGCCGGAAAACCUGCGGCGGCGGUUGUCACCUGGACACCCUGGUCCCCCGCUUGCGCACCCCUCCUCUCUGCCCCCAUCCUCCCGCUGGUGCUGCUGAGGGUCAUUUGCAUCCUCACUUCGCCAUGGCAUUGCUAGCUGCUGUGUCUGAUCAGCUGUCACCACCACCCUGA
This is a messenger RNA of Nannospalax galili (Upper Galilee mountains blind mole rat), 1374 nucleotides long. RefSeq names its product translation initiation factor IF-2-like. The record is from RefSeq and is a predicted model, not a curated record. The transcript is spliced from 2 exons. Bases 1 to 1374 code for a protein of 457 amino acids. Lineage: Eukaryota; Metazoa; Chordata; Mammalia; Rodentia; Spalacidae.